Messenger RNA from Glarea lozoyensis ATCC 20868, 1860 nucleotides. RefSeq lists its product as uncharacterized. The transcript is spliced from 2 exons. Gene Ontology annotation, molecular function: DNA-binding transcription factor activity. NCBI's taxonomy places the organism in Eukaryota, Fungi, Ascomycota, Leotiomycetes, Helotiales, Helotiaceae. The record is from RefSeq and is a predicted model, not a curated record. Gene Ontology annotation, biological process: regulation of DNA-templated transcription. Bases 1 to 1860 code for a protein of 619 amino acids.
AUGGCAGCAUCCUUCGCAAUGCACAACUACUACCGGCCGUCGUCGCUGACCGUCGAUACACACGCUACACAGAACUAUUUUGAGGAGGACGAGGGAAGCAUUUUGGACGAGAACAUCCUCGAUCACAGCGGUCUAGACUCCGGACUGGAAAUGUCACCUCCCAUGGCCGGUAGCCGACGAGACUCGUUUGCAGUGUCCUCAUCAUUGUUCUCACCGAAGUCAGAUGAAUGGCAACAUGUAGAUAUGCAACAGCAGCAGCCCAUGUCGUCAAACAACCCAUUUGUUGAGCAUCACAACAACAAUCCAUUCAUGCGCAUCGACUCGCAAUCCGGGUAUGGGCAGCAAAGCCAUCCAUGGAUGAGUAACAACUCGGGGAUGUCGACGCCCAUGCAAGUUCAUGACGGUCUUCCUACCGAGUUCGAAGUCAAUCCACCAGUGUUCCAACAACGACAAAUCCAGACCCCAUUCACCAACAAUGGAAACCAACAGUUGCCAUUAUUCUCAUCCGGAAACACCAGCAAUGGUUCUAUCCCAACAUCACCGCAAAAGGAAUGGUCGGUUGCUGAUGCUAUGGAUCAUCGAGCGAUGCCAAAACGCAUGAGACCUCAUAGCCCAACUUUACGGUCUCAUCCGGAGAUGACGAGAAGGGGAGAUGGUAUCAGGAAAAAGAAUGCUCGGUUCGAUAUUCCAGCCGAGCGAAACCUCACCAACAUCGAUCACUUGAUUUCUCAAUCGACGGAUGAGCAGGAGAUUAAAGAGUUGAAGCAACAAAAGCGAUUGCUGAGGAAUCGCCAAGCAGCUCUGGACUCUCGUCAACGAAAAAAGCAACACACCGAACGGUUAGAAGAUGAGAAGAAGCAUUACACUGCUGUAAUUAAUGAUCUAGAGGAAGACCUUGCCGAAGCGAAGCUGAAUUUGGAUGAGUGGGCUCGUAAAGAGCAACAGUAUCAGCAGUAUAUUGAGAACAUCCAGAUGGAGAAAGAGGAAAUGGUUGCCAACCACACUCUCGAGACUGGAGAACUCCGCAAGAAGAUCACCGUCCUCACUGAGCACGUCCAGCGUAUGGAGAGCGCUCCUGUCGCCAACAUUUCAAGUUCCAACAACUUCCCUUCAGACUACGCCGAUAUUGACAGUCUGACCAUGGACGGAGCUUGGGAUAACAUCUCCUUCCUCAAUGACUUCACCAACGAAGAUGUCAAGAUCGAGAACUCUGUUGUACCUGCAAAGAAGGAGAACGCAUUGGUAAGCGAGUCAGAAAAGCCUGCCGCUCAAGGUCUCCUUUUGAUGCUUCUCCUUGUUGGUGCGUUUGUCGCUUCCAAAGGUUCCUCGCCUACACUUCCACAAGUUUCCGACGAUGUUCGUGCUGCUUCAGCCACUCUCCUCGAAGAUAUCUUCAACGAUGCUGGUGUUUCACAAGCAGCCUCUGGUGUUCAAGCCAUGGCUGCUGUUCCCUCCGUCUCCGCCAAUGCAUGGUCUGCAGCACCAAUGCCGGCGAUGGGCGGUUCGGAAAUGAUUGGCGUUACGCCGUCAGUUCUUGGGGACCUCAGCGACACCCUCACGCGGCCAAGCGAAGAGCAAAACAACGAGCAAAUCUUCUCCAUGUCCGCAGCUCAGUACAACGGCCUCACGAAUCACGACUUCCUGCAAAACACUCCACAACGAUCAACCUCACAAGGACGGCGAAAUCUCGGCGAAACGCUCGCAGCAAUGCGUGCUAAUAGCAAGAAAUCCGCCGCCGAAGUCUAUACCCGCUCAUUACUGUGGGAUCAAGUGCCAAGUGAGGUUGUUCGUAAUUUCGCGAAGAUGGUCUCCCUGUCCGAUGCGCAUGAGCAACAGGAUGGUCACACUCCCCUCGGUUGA